Durio zibethinus is the source of this 1680-nucleotide messenger RNA. Lineage: Eukaryota; Viridiplantae; Streptophyta; Magnoliopsida; Malvales; Malvaceae. The record is from RefSeq and is a predicted model, not a curated record.
AUGAGGUGGGUGGAGCAUGAUCCAAUGGAGAUAUUGGCGAGCGUGAGAUUGUGCAUUGCCAAGGCAUUCGACAAGGCUAUAGCUGAUGGUUUCAAUGUGGACAGUGGAUUGAAAGCAAUUGGAUUGACCAAUCAAAGAGAAACAACUGUUCUUUGGAGCAAAUCAACUGGUUGUCCUCUCCAUAACGCCAUCGUUUGGAUGGAUGCUCGUACCAGCUCUGUUUGCAGUUUUCUGUCAAUAGCCAGGUUUUGUAGUUCACUAGUUGCCGUUCUUUUAUGGAAAUUGGAGAAAGAACUUCCAGGAGGCAAAACACAUUUUGUGGAAACAUGUGGUUUGCCCAUAAGCAAUUAUUUUAGUGCAGUGAAGCUGCUAUGGUUGAUGGAGAACAAUGAUGAUGUUAAAGCUGCUAUUAAAAAGGGGGAUGCCUUGUUUGGAACUAUAGACACAUGGUUAAUCUGGAACUUAACUGGAGGUAUCAAUGGUGGAUUACAUGUUACUGAUAUCUCUAAUGCAUCACGGACGAUGCUCAUGAAUCUGAAAACCCUUGAUUGGGAUAAAACUACAUUAGAAACUCUAGGGAUACCAGCUGGAAUUCUGCCCAAAAUUAUAAGUAAUUCUGAGGUCAUUGGUAAAAUUGGCAAGGGAUGGCCUAUUCCUGGUGUUCCAAUUGCAGGAUGUCUUGGUGAUCAACAUGCUGCACUGGUUGGGCAAGCUUGCCGAAAGGGUGAGGCCAAAAGCACUUAUGGAACCGGUGCCUUUAUCCUUCUCAACACAGGUAAUGAGUUAGUUAAGUCAAAUCACGGUCUCCUAAGCACCCUUUCUUUCAAGCUUGGUCCAACAGCACCGACCAAUUAUGCUUUAGAGGGCUCUAUCGCUAUCGCCGGAGCUGCAGUUCAGUGGCUAAGAGACAGUCUUGGGAUAAUUUCCAGCGCAAGUGAGAUUGAAACUCUGGCAUUACAGGUUGAUUCCACAGGUGGGGUUUACUUUGUUCCUGCUUUCAAUGGAUUGUUUGCUCCAUGGUGGCGAGAUGAUGCCCGUGGGGUUUGCAUUGGUAUCACAAGGUUUACAAGCAGGUAUCAUAUUGCUCGAGCAGUGCUUGAAAGCAUGUGUUUUCAAGUGAAAGAUGUAUUGGAUUCAAUGCACAAAGAUGCAGGCGAGACGGGUAAGGUUAAGAAUGAAAAAGGGGAGUUCUUGCUUAGAGUGGAUGGUGGAGCCACCGUCAACAACCUCUUGAUGCAAAUUCAGGCGGACUUGCUGGGGAGCCUUGUGGUGAGACCAGCUGACAUAGAAACAACAGCGCUUGGAGCCGCAUUUGCUGCUGGAUUAGCCGUAGGAGUGUGGAAAGAAGAUGAGGUUUUUGCUAGUGGACAAAGGAUUAAAACUUCAACUAUAUUUCGUCCCACGUUAAGCGAGGAACAAAGGAAGAAGAAGGUGAAUUCUUGGUGCAAAGCUGUUGAAAGAACUUUUGACUUGGCCGAUCUUUCUAUUUGAUACAACAGUUAAUUCCUUUGUUAUCAUUUCCACUUCUUUCUUUUUGGCUCUUCGUUUCUCAGAUGGUUGUUCUGUUUCUUGUAAUGUCUAGUCCUGUGUUGAUUUUUAUGAUUUACAGACAAUCCCAUGGUUCUAUUAAGCUGCAUCAUUGGUAAAUUUUUUUUAACUAUUGCUAGCCAUUGCCCAGCU